This is a messenger RNA of Lodderomyces jiufengensis, 1188 nucleotides long. RefSeq names its product Pet100p (gene PET100). The record is from RefSeq and is a predicted model, not a curated record. Gene Ontology annotation, cellular component: mitochondrion; mitochondrial inner membrane. Lineage: Eukaryota; Fungi; Ascomycota; Pichiomycetes; Serinales; Debaryomycetaceae. Gene Ontology annotation, biological process: mitochondrial respiratory chain complex IV assembly. Bases 1 to 1188 code for a protein of 395 amino acids. The transcript is spliced from 4 exons.
AUGAUUCUUUUUCCUAAAGGUUCAGCUUCAAAUAAAUCUUUAAUUGAAUCAAAUUUCCAUACAAUCAAUCAACUACAACAAAAGAGAUUUUAUUCAACUAAUCAUAAUUCCAAAAAUGAAUUAGAUCAAUUUAUUUCCAAAAAAACAAAUGAUAACGGAACAAUUGGUUCUAAUGGUAAAUUUCAUGAUUAUGCUACUGUUAUUUUAGAUAUUAUUAAUUUUUAUUUCUUACCUGAUUCACCACAUUUGGAUGAAAGAUUAAAUGAAUUAGAAAGAUUAUGUAAAGAUGAAAUUUUUUCAACUGAUGAAGAUGAAAAUGAAAAUGGUAAAGAACUAGCUAUGGUUAAAGUUAGAAAAAAUAAAUCAAUUGCUAAAAGAGAAACAGGUAAAGAAGAAUUAUACUCAAUUGAAGACAAUGAAGAUGAUAAAAAAUUAAAUAGUAGAAAAAGUUCAAGAGCUAACUCAUUCAUCAACGGAUUAAAUAAAAAAUAUAAUUCAAUGUUCAAUAUGAAUUCAAAUUUAAACUCAAAAUUAGAUUUAAGUUUAAAAGAACAACAAGAUCCUCAAGAUGAACCAACUUAUCAUUUUGGAGAUGAUGAUCAAGAAGAUGCCAAAAUUUUAGAAAAUUAUAAAAUAGAUGAAGAAUUUGAAAAUCAAUUUCUUUUACCAAAAUCUAAAAAAUUAAAUCCAAAAAGAAGACCAAAAUUUUCAACAAUGAGAUCAUUUACUCAAAAAAUUAAAAAUGAAGAUGUUGGUUAUAAAUUAACUUCAAUUUUUAGAGUUUCUUCAAAUGAUGAUGAAGAACAAGAAAUUCGUACUGGUUCAAGUAUUAAAAGUGAUUCUGAAUUGAUGCCUGGUGGUAGAAAAAGAAAAGUUAAAAUUCAAGAACAAAAAAAUCAAUAUAUUUUACCAACUCCUACUUUAAUUAAAACAGCAAAAUUUGGUUUUUAUUUAUUAACACCAAUUUUAAUAAUGUAUUAUGUAGGUUUAGAUACAGAUAAAAAAUUUAAUUUACCUGGGUUUUGGCCAGAUCCAAAAACAUUAAAUCAAAUUCCUAAAGAACCUCAUGAAAUUCAAGCUGAAGUUGCUCGUAUUAGGAAAGUACGUGCAGAAAAAAGACAAAAAUUGGAAGCUAAAGCUAGAGAAUUGGGGAUAAUUGAAGAUGAUGAUGAAGAAACAAGUAAAUAG